Molecule: messenger RNA, 752 nt
Organism: Etheostoma cragini (Arkansas darter)
Lineage: Eukaryota; Metazoa; Chordata; Actinopteri; Perciformes; Percidae
Gene: rangrf
Product: RAN guanine nucleotide release factor
Exons: 2
Coding region: 127-699 (190 amino acids)
Biological process (GO): regulation of sodium ion transmembrane transporter activity; protein import into nucleus; heart contraction
Cellular component (GO): nucleus
Molecular function (GO): guanyl-nucleotide exchange factor activity; transmembrane transporter binding; small GTPase binding
Source: RefSeq, a predicted model, not a curated record
UUCAGGGUGCAUAUCAUACCUCACCUGUAGAAGGCAGCAGUGCGCAUGACUUGCGUCUCGCGGGCCUAAAAUGUAACGAGAAGAAGAGAAACUUUUACCGGAAGAGAUCUCUGGCUUAGUUGAGAGAUGCAGAGUGCUGGAGAUCAGCCUCAUCCUCUGUUUGGGGGGGCACUGUCAGCCGUCUUCCCUCACAGCGCCAAAGACACCAGUGAGCUGAGGGAGAUCCCGGACAACCAGGAGGUGUUCGCCCAUGAACACACCGACCAGAGCCUGAUCGUGGAGCUGGUGGAGUACCAGGACCAGGUGGAGGACCAAGACGCUGCCAGGUAUCACUUUGAAGACAUCGCAGGCAGCAACAAAGCUCUAGAGCCAGGUGCUUUUGAAGUGACCAGUGUUGUGUCUCUGUCCAAAUCUGAGCUGUCCCUGUCAGACUGCAGCUCCGCCUGGAUGCUGACUGGGACACAGUGUGUAUCCAAAUUCAACGAAGAAGCGAGGAAUACAGUGACCCUUCACCUGGGUCUGUUCCGUCUGCCCCAGUUCUCCACCGAUGUCCUGAUAUCCUUCAACGACCCGCAGAGAAUCAGCCCUGAGAGCAGCAGUGCUGCCUCAGCGGAGACACACAGAGAGCCAUGGACGGUGCAGGACUUCCAGCGCUUGUUGCAGACUCUGACCCUGCACAACCCGGGCCUGUUUGGGUAGGACAACUGCUGCUUUCUCAGCAUGGAGACCUUUUGUCUCAGGCACAUUUAAAC